Messenger RNA from Mycena indigotica, 4194 nucleotides. RefSeq lists its product as uncharacterized. NCBI's taxonomy places the organism in Eukaryota, Fungi, Basidiomycota, Agaricomycetes, Agaricales, Mycenaceae. The record is from RefSeq and is a predicted model, not a curated record. The transcript is spliced from 18 exons. The coding region runs from base 1 to 4194 and encodes 1397 amino acids.
AUGCCGAUCCCUAAAUUGCUCAAAAAGCUGAGCAGAAAGAGUCUGCGUGGUCAUAGCAGUGAUUCUGAAGCGGAUAACGAUUUUCCACCUGCACUUCCACCUCCUGAACAUGACGGGGACCCACGUAUCGCCUUCAUUCCGCCAUACGCAGACUCCUCUCCCAAUAGCGUGCGCUCCAUGUCUUCUGGCCGCUCCUCCACUCCCGAAUGGAAUCAUCCAUCGCGACAACGCUCUCUAACGAUGACAAACGAGUCGUCUGCUCCCAGCCGGAGUAACAGCAGCCUUCUGGGCGCCCACAGUCGGCAGGCAUCGCAAUCGUCGACAACUCUUGGAAAAGUGUACUCGCCACCGGCUGGUCCUCCUCCUCCGUCCCGCCAGCGAACAAUUUCGUUUGGGAGCAGUCGUUCAGUCCCAUUUAUAGUUCCCGAACCCGAUGAGCUGCCUGCUAGUGGUCGCUCACCAAGCCGUGCCAGAGUCCACUCUCCACGACCUUCAUACCUGGGAGCUAUGUCAAUGACCGGGAGCCAACUGAGUGCCUCGCCAACACCGCAAACGCCUCCCGAUCCCCCACCAGCGCCGUCUCAACGUCAAGUUCCCGAUGAUGAGAUGUCCAAAGAUCUGGCUGCCGCAUGGCAGACUGCGAAUACUGCGCCGACUCAGUCGAAAUUUGACAAGACUCUUCAAGUAGUUGAGGGCAAUUUCAUCAAAGCUCAGGCGCAAGAGAGUCAAACAGAAACCUUCGUAACGGGAGUUGUGGCUGGGUUGACUGCCGCUGGUGCUAUGGAUGCAAUUGAAUCUGGCAUUCAUAGUUUGGUGGAGGGAUUACCUGCACUAUUCAGCGCGUUAGACGAAGUCGCGAAGGUUCAUCCAUUCAUUGGAGUCGCAGUUCUCGCAUUCAAGGCUGUGUGGAGUCUUGAGCAAAAGCGACGCGCCAAUGACAAACUGAUCCUCUCACUACAUGUGGAAAUGAGAGAUAUGAUGGCGGUUUUGACCCAGCUGAAAAAUGUCAAAGACGCGGAAGAGAUUGCACCGGAUGGUUCUUCCAUCCGGGGUCGUAUGCAGGAGACCGUCAAAAUGACAGCCGAAGAUAUUAAAGGCUGUGCAAAUGCUUGUGACACUUACACGAAAAAACGAACACUUGUCAAGGUGCUCAAGUCAGGCAUCUGGGCUGGGAAAUUGACCGCAUUUGUCGGCGCAUUCACCAAACGACGCGGAGAGUUUGAAUUCGCGCUUAGUAUUCAUACUGCCCUUGGUGUUGAUGCUGCCAAUCGGGCAAUCAGCGCCGUCGAUAAAACAACCCAGGAGAUGAAUGCGAAGAUGGAUAUGAUGAUGAAAAUGUUUCAACAGUUUAUGACACCAGAGCAACGCGAAAUGUCGAGGGUAGUAGAACAACGCGGAGGAAUACAAGCGUGCCAAGAUGACGACAAACUUCUCAAAGAGCUCAACGAGCUGGAGAAUAAAUCUACUUCUGCGGGAAAAGGUGUCAAGAAUGCCAAAGGGACCUCGAGUGCCGGGCCCAAAUUCGGACUGGAAGAUCUCAAAGACGAGCUGACAACGGAUCCUGACGCUGCCAUCGAACGGAAUAUGACUGUUUUUGCUCGUAAAUUUGAGGUUCAACAGAGACAGAUCGUUGACGAAUUAACGAAGGUUAUUGAACGGGAGGGCGAUCGUGUUAUAUCAGCACUCAGCUCCGGUCCGCACGACCGUUUGCUUGACCCUGAUGUCCAUCACAUCUGGAAAGACGCGGGUUGGCGCAGCAGUGCUAAAGCUCGACACUUCGUCUUAGCGUUGCGCGACCAUUAUCAAGAGGGCGGACCAGGAGCAGCCGCGACGCAGGACCACCAACCAGACAAGCAAAAUGCUGGUGUUGACGACUGGGCGCUGCAAUACAUUUCAGUUUCGCGACUACAAAGUAUCAGUGAAGCCUUGGACGAUGAUGGCUCGGGCUGGGUCACGAUUCUCGAGGCGAAUACUUUCACAUCUUCUCGGCCACUCGACUGGUCUCUCACCAAGUGGCUUGCGCUUUGGGCUGUUGGAUUUCAUCAGUCAAUGCAACAAUAUGCGAUCAAAGUCAGGGAACUUCUUGCGAAGAUGUUUGCCGUUCGUCUGCACGUCUUGCCAGAGAACCGUGUCGCAGUCAACAAAUAUCUCGAAACCAUCUACCAUGGCGUCACCACACUGCAUUCUGGUGUCAAUCCGUGCUACAUCAACGAAUCGCUACAGGAGAAAUUUGCGCCAUACUUUGACGGGGAGGAGGCGAGGUUGCGAGGAAACCUAGAAGCUGUCAAGUACGAUAUUGACGCGCUCAACACGCUCUAUCUUGUCACUGGUCAAGGCCGCAUCGAACGUUUUUUGAUGCCGCUCCUUUACUUGUUAUUGUCGAGGGACUUUCAGAUUCUACGGGCGUGUCAGAAUAAAGCAGUCCAUCCAGACGAACUCUGGGACUCUGCGGAUACAAUAAACUGGCUGGAACUGGCUGCGAGAGAUCGGGUGACACUAUUAGAAGAGACGUUCAAGCAGCAAAAGGAUGAUCCCAAGCAGCAGUUCAAGACAUUUUCUCAUGGGUUGUUCCAACACAUUCAUGACCCAGAUGGAUUGUGGGACCCACAAUUUGUCCUUGCGCAAGACGAAGCGGAGUACCCAUACGAUGACAACCUUGAAGACCAAAGUGUAGAUCUUUCCAAGAUCCUCAAUUACCCUCUUGGAGCGCAACAGGUCGAUUUCGAUGCUUACAAGGCGCCGACGAAGCCUAAGAAAGGGACCACUCGUCCAUCUGCUGUGUUGAGGACUCUUCUUGGAACGUGGAAUGGCUUCACGUAUGUUGGCACUUCAGUUGUUCCAACAACAGGGAUGAUCUCGAUGGAUCUUACCGCGACCGGUUCGCUCACAUUUGGUGCGGCCUCGCGAGCCAACAUGUCCGACUUCACCAUCGCAGGCGAAUGUGGCAAUAAUCAACAAAACAUGGACACCAUUGGCUUCAAAUUCAAGCAGAGCUUCCCGACACGUUACGCUCCUUUGUACUUCUCCGGCUCGUGGACCAGCGACACCAACUCACUGACAGGGACAUGGGGCGAAGAAUCAGACCCCCGAACCCAUCCCGGAGUUUUCAUAUUCAAGAGGAUGUCGCCAGACUGUUUGACUUUCUUUCCGGCCCCUUCCGAACUUGGAAUAGAGCCUUCCAGAGCAUUGUGGAAGUUUGCAAUCGAAGCAGUUCGGUACGCUGUAAGCCGGCAAGGAUGGUCGUGGGCCUUCUUUGAACAGCGCGCUGCCCGACGGAAGCGAUUCAUUGAACUCUAUAUUCGUGAUACCCAAUUUGGAAAACCGUUGGCGGCGGUAGAACAGGAAGAGUUAGGCAUGUUAAGGAAGGGUUUUACGGUUGCCGAUAGCCGGUUUUUCCAUAGUGUUGCUGAGCGUCAGAUAAGACUCACGACAGACCAUGAUGUCUCGUGUGAUGCUUGUCAGGGUCAUAUCGGAGGAACGAGGGUAAUAUGCUUGACAUGUCGAUUGGAGGGCACAUUCGAUACCGUUGACUUUUGCGACACUUUAAGCUGCACGUCAGUGAAGGUCGUCCCAUCUGGGCUCACGAAAGCGCAUUUACCAAACCACGACAUAUUGAAAGUGAAGCGCGUUGUACACAUCCGAUACUUUGGAAGGACAUUCCGAGAUGCACAAGCCGCCUUGAAACGAUCAAGAGAGUUUUUCGCUGAUCCCAGUGACCAAGAACCUAGGAAGCGGCAUAAACCCGCACCAAAUUGUCGGGUAUGCAGAAGGACUGUGUCGCAACCUUGCUGGUUUUGCGUUCAAUGUCAAGAGCCUUCUUUCAUCUGUAACGCGUGCGAAGCUAGGAAACAUAUCUCAUUUGGGAAUCACAACAUGGACCUCCACGACCUCGUCCGCAGUCAGCUGCCGUUGCCCGAAGAGCGCGAAGCAGACUUCCAAGAGCGGUUUGAACAGCACGAGCAGUAUAUCGAGCGAAGGCUGCAGCAGUUGGAAACGACGGUCAACGAUCGCUUGACCAAGGUGGACGAACGGCUCAUGGAGAUGGAGCGUAUGUUGACGCUCCUUGUUUCUACACUGGGGAACAACAACAACAACGCCGGUCAAACGAUACCUACUUCUCUGACAUUUGCUCCAUCUCCAGUAGCACAAAAGAAGACAAGCCAGAUCGACUUAUACCAUAGUAGCUAUCCUUAA